Messenger RNA from Racocetra persica, 375 nucleotides. The record is from the annotation of a GenBank genome assembly. Lineage: Eukaryota; Fungi; Glomeromycota; Glomeromycetes; Diversisporales; Gigasporaceae.
AUGUUUCCCAACGAAAAAGCGUUAGACCCUAAUUCGGGUGUUAGUCUCAAAAAGUUAGACCCGCAAUCAGUUGAUCCUAGAAAGAAUGGGUUAGACCCAGUAGAUGUUAGACCCUUUAAUAAAAGUGAAAUUGUUAGUCCUGCGGUUGAUUCAAAACUGGUUAGACCCUUAAACAAUGUGAAUGCCAGGGAAGAAAUCAAAUCACUUUUAGACUUAAAAAAAGUAGAACCUUCUCGCGUAAAACCCGCAGAAUCCUGUCAAACUUUUUCUGAUGCAGAACCCAAAAAACAGGUAGAACAAAAGCCCGAAACAAUUAAGAUUAGUCGUGUUAUUCCUGAUGAAUUUCUUGUUAAAACAGGCGUCCCAAGAAAAAUG